This is a messenger RNA of Jaculus jaculus (lesser Egyptian jerboa), 1327 nucleotides long. It is a transcript of the gene Spata6l, whose product is annotated as spermatogenesis associated 6 like. The record is from RefSeq and is a predicted model, not a curated record. Gene Ontology annotation, molecular function: myosin light chain binding. Bases 75 to 1268 code for a protein of 397 amino acids. Gene Ontology annotation, biological process: spermatogenesis. The transcript has 13 exons. NCBI's taxonomy places the organism in Eukaryota, Metazoa, Chordata, Mammalia, Rodentia, Dipodidae.
UAAGAAAAACGGGUCCAAGGCUCAGCACAAAAGGAUCUUGUCUUUCAGGUCCUUUCGCGCUCGCACUACGAAGGAUGCCUCUGGAGGUGGUGGUGGAGUUGCAGAUUCGGGCGAUUUCUUGCCCAGGAGUGUUCUUGCCUGACAAGCAAAGUGUGUACCUCGGAGUCUACCUCCUGAACCAGUACCUGGAGACUGAUUGCUUUCCCUCCGCGUUCCCUAUUGUGAUUCAUCAGAGCAUGAGAUUUGAGAAGGUAUUUGAAAAUGCAAUAGAUCCUGGAGCUGUUGCAGACCUAUUAGAAAGCUUCCUAACCAGGUUUGAAUUAAUACAGCUAGUAAAUCCAGUGUGGGAAGAGUUGGCCUAUUAUGAAGAAAACACACGGGAUUUUCUUUUCCCUGAGCCCAAGCUGAGACCCUUGAACCCUGGAAUACAUAGGGAAGUUCUCAUGAAGACGGCUGUAGGUUUCCCAGGCAUUGCUCCCAAACUAGAAUUUUCUACAAGGACAGCCAUUCGAGAAUGUGUGUUGCUACAGAGAAACAGGUUUCUUGAAGAAACAUAUAAAUCACAAAGGCCUUUAUCAUCAUCAUAUGGACAAAGAGACCCCUUACAUAAUGGAAAGAUGAAGUCAAAGGAGAGAAAUCUUGACCAAUUUCCUAAAGGCACUCAGUCCUGGACACCCUCUCCAUUUCCCACCAGACGUAACUUCCUAGACCAGCAGACUCAUGUGAACUUUGGAAAUAGCUUUAGAUUCCCUGAGGAAACGAAGCCUCCAUUUGUGGUCAGACAUGUGGACAGUACAAAGCCCUUUGGUGAAAGUACUCCAGAGCAUCAUCCAGUAAAGUUUGGAAGAAAAUCUAAAUUGUCAAACUUCCCAUUUCCAGUGAGAAGAGUUUCUUCUCUUGACAGUCUUGCAGACAACAUAAAGGUUAUCAAAGAGCCAGAUGAACGGAUUGUUUUAAGAAGUCAGUCACCAGCACCGUUAGGUUCAAACAAGUCUGGAAGGCCCUCGUCCAGUCACCAGGAGGAUACUGAUUUCCACCGAGAAACUUCCUUUGCCAUCUCCAGAUCUCCCAGCCCUCUGGAUCUUCGAGAAAGGUUCCGUCUUCAUUCUCCAUACACGUGGCAGAAGAUUCAUGAAAAGAUUUGCAGCCUUCUGACAACGCACAGAGCUCACCCAAGGAAAGAUUGCAUCUCUAAUGGAAGUUGUAUCUCUGAAAGACAGAGCUAUGAUCUGAUGAGAUACCCACCGCAUAAACAAAGAUAUUUUUAACUCCCAUCUCAUGGGAAAUUGAAUGGAAACAGAAGGAUGAGGAAGAGCCCACUCAUGGA